GUAAUGGAGACUCACCUAAGGGCAGAGAAUGUCAAAGUGCUGAUAACCUGGGAUUCACUUCUCUUGGGGGCUGGAGGGCACAAACCCCAUUCUGUUUGUUUUUCAUGAAUGAAUUUUUCUUAAUUUUUCCACUGAAAAUAAAAAUUAAGUUUAUUUACAUGUCUGCAUUCAAAACAAAGGAUUUUGACCCCUGGGCUAGAGGUGGAGGAUUUCUGGGGAGGUUCUCUGGGCUGAGUCCUCCUUUUCCAUUCCUCUGCUCAGACCACCCAGGCGAGCCACCUCUCAGCGCCAAUGUCCCCACUGGGGUUUUUCCCAUCCUCGGCACCUUCACCUGUCAGGCCUAGAGGAGAGAAAGAGGCAACCACUAGGGCUGUCUGAAGUGACAAAGCUUCAGGUUGGACUUGAAUUUCUUGCAGCUAGGCUAAUUGGUGCGCUGAUGCAUCCACCUAUAAAAAUUAGAGUGGUUUACGCAGGGUCAGUGCAUCUGUUGGCAGCAGUGGAAGGGAGGAGAGCUCUUCUCAGCGGGUUCCAGCAAACUGGGGCUCAGAGGACCAGCCUCUCUCACUGUUUCCUGAGCUUGAUUCUUCUCAGCCAUCACCUCCCCACUGCCCUAUGGCGGCUGACGCGGGCCUCUCCUUCAUGUACCGCUGGUUCAAGAACUGCAAUCUGGUCCGCAACCUCUCGGACAAGCCUCUGGGCCCUAGUGAACAAUGCUGGUGUGGGCCUGCCCGGUGGCCCCAAUGAAUGGCUGACCAAAGAGGACUUUGUGAAGGUGAUCAACGUGAACCUGGUGGGACUGAUCGAUGUGACUCUCCAUAUGCUGCCCAUGGUCAAGAAAGCCCGGGGCAGGGUCAUCAAUGUGUCCAGCUCUGGUGGUCGUGUGGCUGUCAUUGGUGGCGGCUACUGUGUCUCCAAGUUUGGCGUCGAGGCCUUCUCUGACAGCAUCAGGCGUGAGCUCCACUACUUCGGGGUGAAAGUCUGCAUCAUUGAGCCGGGGAACUACCGGACAUCCAUUCUGGGCAAGGAGGGCCUGGAGGGGCACGUGCGCAAGCUAUGGAAGCGCCUGCCCCAGGAGACGCGCGAGAGCUAUGGCGAGGAGUACUUCCGUAACUAUAUUGCCAAGGUAAGAAACAUGGUGCAGUCGGCAGAGCCAAGGAUCAGAGAAGUCACCAACAGCAUGGAACAUGCGAUUGUCUCCCGGAGCCCUCGCAUCCGCUACAACCCUGGCCUGGAUGCCAAACUCCUCUACCUUCCCUUGGCUAAGUUGCCCACCCCUGUGACAGACUUCAUCCUGAGCCGGUACCUUCCAAGGCCAGCAGACAGCGUCUGAGCAGGGGAAGCCCAAGGGGUGGUCAGUGGAGUAUAGAGGAGGGAGCGGAGUAUAGUGGAGGGGGAGAGAAGGCACUGUUGGGUCACAGAAGUUGUACCAGAUGUUCUUGGGGGACGCUCUGCUUGGCUGACACCCUACUCACUGCUGGUGAAUUUCUGGGUAACUUCUAACAGAAGAUGAAUGCCUCGUUCCACUCACUGGGGCCUCACGGAAACUUGAGGUGGUCUUUGCAGGUUCAAAGACCUGAAGCGUGGCCCCAAGAGCAUCUGUCACCCUGUUAGUUACGGCUUUCUCCAGACCUGGAAAAGUCAAGGAGAGGAAAACUAGCUCCUGCUGGACCAUGAGCCUCUCUCCAUUGUCACCGCCACUGGGAACCUUGGUGGGGUAAUCCACCCCAGGAGAACUGAACCACUUUUCUGUUGUGUCUCCAAAUAUGCAUUAACCUCAUUCACAUAACCCAUUAUUUGAAGUAUGCAGAAAACGGAGUGCAAGAUUAUAUCAGGCAAAAGUUUAUAAUUGUAUUUUCUCUCUCUUUUAUGGAUUUCUCUAUCCAUAGGUGAUUGGAAUUCACAUGAAAUAACAUUCAUUUAUUUAAUCAUCAUUGAUUAAUUCUUCAAGUAUUUGAUGAGUGCCUGGUACACACCAGGUAUUGUGUAGGUGCUGGAAGGAUAUAAAGAUGAUUGAAUCAUGGUCUUGGUUUUUUACUCUUUAUUUUGUGGUUUUGUUUUUGUUUAUUAGCACAAUAUCUAGUAGCAGAGAUAAGGCAGUGAUAGAAGAAACAGAGAUCAGAAAAAAAUAAAAUUUUAAGAGCUGUGAGGAACCAUGGAUAUUAUCUAAUUCAGCAGUUCCCAAAUUUGGCCAUCUAUCAUAAUCAUCUGGUUAAUUAAAACACAGAUUCCUGGGCCUCGGUGUUAGAAAAUCUGAUACAUUAGGCUUGGGAUAGGGCCCAGAAAUCUGGAUUAGUGACAACAACCUAGAUGGUUCUGAGGCAUCUGGGCACCUGGGAACUGCUGACCGUUCCACAGAAGCCAGCUCAGAGGAAGAAGUGAGUUACCUGAGGCUCCCCAGUGUAGCGGCCAUGGCAGAGCUCAGGUGGUCAGACUCUCAGACUAAGGCUUUAGUUGUAGGGGGAGAAAUUUCUGAAAUUAGUAACAUUGUGAAAUAAAUCAUGAACUAAAUUGUUUUUUUCCAACCCACAAACUUCUGAGCCAUAUAAAGUUCUAUUGAAAAGACUUUUUUGAUUUUGAGAAAUGGUCAAAUGUGAAUUUUUUAAAUUAAAAUGUCUUUAAUUUGUAUCUCUCAACAUUCAGUUGAGCUUGAAAAUAAUAACAUGUAACUUAUUUACAGCUACAAAAGACCCCUUUUCCAAAUAAGGUAACAGUCAUAGAUUCCAAGGAUUAGGACGUGGACUUCCCUUUUGGGGGCCACCAAACAACCCCACUAAGUCUGUUGUUAUUUGCAUCACUUCUAUCCCUGGCACCAAAUUUUGUGUCGGGUAGGAUGCACUGAGCAGCAAGCAACAGAAAAUCAAUUCACAUUGGCUUAAACAACAAAGAAAGAGUUGGGGUAGGACCCCAUAGCUGAAUGAGAACUACAUCAGCUUUCCAUUUCUUUGCUCUGCUAUUCAUAGUUUAGUCUUUAUCCUAAAUUCACCACCUUUGUUGUUGUGGCAUGACUGCCAGUGGCAAUGGGAACUCUGUGUUUCCUCAUUCACAACUCAUAGGAGAAGAAAGAACCUAUCUUUCCAUGACAGUAAAGAUUGAAGAAGUUUCUUUCCCAGAGCCCUCACCAAGGCUUUCCUUGAAUCUCAUUGACCCAAAUUGGCUUAGGUUUGUCCACCCAUGAACCAAUCACUGACAAGGGGGUAAAUUGCCAUGAAUUAUUUAGAUUAAUCACGGGACAGAAUGGGAAUGCUGGAGAGUCAGUCAUGGUGCCCUUUGCCCUGGAAAAUUCAAAACUCAGAGUCCAUGCUAUUAAGAAGGUUACAUCUAAGUCAAAAAUAAAUUUUCUUUGUUGAAGACACAAAAAUUUACUAGGAGGAAUAGCCAUACUACCUACGGCUAGGUAAUAUUUUGGGAUAUUAAUUUACAUAUUUUCAUUGCUCCUUGGUUUCCUAUUUCCCCCUUCCCCUCUCAAGUAGGGGACCGACUUGGUGCUUCUUUACCUAGAGUGAGAUAUUUAACAGAAUAGAAAAAGUGUAUUUCCUGUAGUUCUUCCAGAUUUCAUUUCUCCCAGCCUUAAUAUCUUUAGAGAAAUUAUAGGAUUUAAGGAAAGAAGCAAAAGGGAAUGUGACUUGUGGGUGUAUACAAUGCCUCAGAGAAGCAGGGCCUUUCCCCUAAGACAGAGUCACGCCGGUGAAUUCUGAUGAGAGAAUAGGGUAAGGUUUGGAGCUUCCAGAGCAGGAGGGCCCAGGGCUCACUUUUUGUAAGUACAUCAGGAGGUGACAAGACUCAGGAGACCCCCAGCUACAUUGUAACGUGUAGGCAGGUGAAAGUCUGAGUGACCUCCAUGUCGCACAGUGGCAGGAAGGCAAGUGAGGCUCACCAGAUGCUAAGGUCAUGUAGACUGUGACAGCAGAACAUUUAAAAGGUAACCUAUGGAGUUAGAAGACUCAAGUUUUUGCACUGAGGGCUAGUGCCCUACCCCACCAUUAAUAGUUGAGGUAGUUUCUGAAUUUGUGGACUGAGAUGUGUAUCUGUGCCAGUUGUACAUUUUAGUUAAUUUUGUAUUCGGAUCAUAACUUUUCUUGUAUAGCUUUUGUAUUUUCCUAGAAUUUUAAAUUGCUUUUCCUUCUCUUAUUCACUUAUUUGGCCCCUUAAAUUGUCUCCACAUUUUUUAAGCAAGGAAGUAAUGUAACUUGAUUUAAAUUGUUAAGAGGUCGCUGUAGGGCUCUGUGGAAUGAGGGGGCAAUGGUGGAAGCAAGAAGACCCCCAAGGAAACCAUUGCAUAAUCCAGGCAAGAAAUGAUGGUGCCCUGGGUUAAAGUAGUAGAGUGGGGGUGAUGAGAAUGGAUGAAACUAGUAUAUAAUUUGGAGGUAAAACCACUGAAGAAUUUUAAUCAGUUAGUCCGUCAAGAAGAAUUUAUUGUGCUCUUACUAUGUUCCAGGCAUAGUGCCAGAUGCUGAAGUUAUAGUGGUGGACAAGACAGACAAGAAGCCCUUGCCUUCAAAGGGUUUGUGUUCUGGUAGGGGGAGGAGUUGGGCAAUAGACAGAAAGAAAUGAAUGAAAUAAUUUUAUACACUGGUCAAUGCCAUGGAAAAGAGAGAACGUAGUAAUGCAGUAGAAGACCAGGGAAGCUGCUUCCUUUUUUUUUUUUUAAAUUCAAUGUUAUUGAGGUAAAAUUU
Molecule: messenger RNA, 4673 nt
Organism: Vicugna pacos (alpaca)
Lineage: Eukaryota; Metazoa; Chordata; Mammalia; Artiodactyla; Camelidae
Source: RefSeq, a predicted model, not a curated record